CAAGGCCAAGAGCAUGUAACGGAGUUGCCGGAUUGUGGACAAUAGUGGUGUUUUUACUGCGCUGUUUUAAACCUUUCGUAACAGUUCUUUUUUUAUUGUCACUUAAGAACAGACUCGUUGCCGGAGAUGGGAGUCCCGGCGUUUUUCCGAUGGCUGAGCCGCAAAUAUCCGUCAAUUAUUGUACACUGUGUGGAGGAGAAGGGGAAAGAAUGUAACGGUGUUCGUAUCCCUGUCGACACAACCAAACCGAACCCCAAUGAGGUGGAAUUUGACAAUUUAUAUCUGGACAUGAAUGGGAUCAUUCACCCCUGUACACAUCCAGAAGACAAACCAGCCCCCAAAAAUGAAGAUGAGAUGAUGGUCGCCAUCUUUGAGUACAUCGACCGGCUGUUCAACAUUGUACGGCCAAGGCGAGUCCUGUACAUGGCCAUUGAUGGAGUGGCUCCACGGGCUAAAAUGAAUCAGCAGCGUUCUCGACGGUUUCGUGCUUCCAAAGAGGGAGUGGAACUGGCCGAGGAAAAGCACCGUAUGAGGGAGGAGAUCAUCCAGAGAGGUGGGUAUCUUCCACCAGAGGAGAUUAAGGAGAGGUUUGACAGUAACUGCAUCACUCCAGGCACAGAGUUCAUGGACAACCUGGCACAUUGUCUCCGUUACUACAUCGCAGACAGACUGAGCAACGACCCGGGAUGGAAGAACGUCACAGUUUUCCUCUCAGACGCCAGCGUUCCAGGUGAAGGUGAACACAAGAUCAUGGACUUCAUCAGGAGACAGAGAGCUCAGCCGAACCACGACCCCAACACACACCACUGUCUGUGUGGAGCUGAUGCUGAUCUCAUCAUGCUGGGUCUGGCCACCCAUGAGCCAAACUUCACCAUCAUCCGAGAAGAGUUCAAACCCAACAAACCCCGACCCUGCGCUCUGUGUGGACAGAUGGGCCAUGAAAUCAAAGAGUGCCAGGGGACGGCCCGAGAGAAGAAGGGGGAGCAUGAUGAGUUUGCCGAAACAAUGCCAGUGUCUGAGCAGGAGUUCAUCUUCAUCAGGCUGUGUGUGCUGCGGGAGUAUCUGGCCAGAGAGCUGACCAUGGCCAGUCUGCCGUUCCCCUUCGACUUCGAGAGGAGCGUCGACGACUGGGUCUUCAUGUGCUUCUUUGUAGGAAAUGACUUCCUGCCGCAUCUGCCGUCACUAGAAAUCAGAGAGGGGGCCAUAGAUCGACUCGUCAACAUCUACAAAACGGUUGUGCACAAAACUGGGGGUUACCUGACGCAGAACGGAUACGUCAACCUGGAGCGAGUGGAGAUGAUCAUGCAGGCGGUGGGCGUGGCAGAGGAUAACAUCUUCAAGAAGCGCAAAGAGGAUGACGAAAGCUUCAAAAGACGACAGAAAGAGAAAAAGAAGAGAAUGAAGUUGGAGCAGCAGGGCCCCGCCUACCUGACCACAGGCCAGUUCGCCCCCCACGCCCUGGGGAGGAGGGGCCAACCAGAACCCGUCCACAACGCCCGACACCAGGCCUUCAACAUGCGAAUGCAGAACAUGGAGCAACACAACAGGGAUGCUGCUCAGUCUCUGAAGGCCAUGAUGAGGAACAGUGGAAAUUCAUCUGCAGGACCCAGUAACAGCUCAGAAAGCAGAGGGGUGAAAAGACCAGCAGAUGACAGUGACAGCGAACCAGAACCUGAAGACAACGUCAGGUUGUGGGAGGAGGGUUGGAAACAGAGAUACUACAAGACCAAGUUUGAUGUGGACGUGUCGGACGAUGGCUUCAGGAAGAAGGUGGUCCAGUCGUAUGUGGAGGGUCUCUGCUGGGUCCUGCGCUAUUAUUACCAGGGCUGUGCUUCUUGGAAAUGGUACUUUCCGUUCCACUAUGCUCCGUUCGCUUCUGACUUUAAAGACAUCAGCGAGAUGUUCAAGGAGUUUGAAAAGGAGACCAAACCGUUUAAGCCUCUGGAACAGCUGAUGGGAGUGUUUCCUGCUGCCAGUGGCAACUUCCUGCCUCCAACAUGGAGGAACCUCAUGAGCAGUCCAGAUUCCUCCAUCAUCGAUUUCUACCCCGACGACUUUGCCAUCGAUCUGAACGGAAAAAAAUAUGCCUGGCAGGGUGUGGCUUUGUUGCCUUUUGUGGAUGAGCGUCGGCUGAGAGCAGCUCUGGCUGACGUCUACGGUGACCUCACACCUGAAGAAACAAAGAGAAACAGUCUGGGCAGCGACGUGUUGUUUCUCUCAAAGUCCCACCCACUCUUCGACUUCAUCCACGAACUUUACCGCACAGAGUCCCACGAGGACACUGAGAUUCCUCCUGAGCUGUGCCAUGGAAUCCAAGGAAUAUUAAAUCUUGACGACAACCCCAUCCUGCCAGAUAAGACGGUGCAGUCGCCAAUUCCAAUGCUAAGAGACAUCACUCAGAACUCCUCCAUCGGAGUGAAGUUCAAGGACCCGCAGUACGCAGAUGGUUUUGUGUUUAAGGCCGCCCUGCUUCCUGCAGCCAAGAUACCCAAUAAGGUCCUGAAACCUGGAGACUGGGAGAAGUCCAACAGGGAGCCAUGGAGACCCCAGCUGGGCUUCAACCCCAACCGACAGCAGGCGCACCUGGACCAGUCGGCCUUCAGAGCACUGGAUCACAACAUGAACAGAAACCAGCACGGUGGGGGACAGUACAGCAACACCCCCCCUCCAGGAAGCUACCACCGAGGAAACUACCGUUCUCAUCACGGCGGCGGACACCAGCCUGCGUACCAACAUUCCAGGCAGACCGGUUUGCUGGGAGCGCCUCCCUCCUUCCACCCGUCCCAUAAUCCAAGGCAGCAGUCAUAUGGUGGCGGUGGCGGCGGUGGCGGUCACGGCUGGGACCGGGCCAUGCAGCAGCAGCAGUCGGCCUAUCAGCAGAACAUGAACCGUGGAGGAGGGGCGGGGCCAGGCAACUACCAGCAGCGUUACGACAACCGCCGUGACGACUGGCAAGACCGCAGAGACAACCGAGGACAACACCAUCAGGGCUACAACUCGGGCAGAGGUUUCCCUCUUCCUCCUCCUUCCAGAAGAUACAACUGGAACUAAACUGAACUCCAAGUAAACCUGGACUUUGGGACCGUAAAAGGGGCAAGGGAUUGUUUUUUUUUUGUUUUUUUUAUAGAGAGACCAGCUGUUUUUGUUUUGUUUUGGGGUUUUUUGUUUUCUUUUUAUCGUCUUGUACAAUGUUUUUUUCCCUUUGUAUUGUACACAACAACAAAGAUAAAGUAAUCUGUGGUUUUUAAAAUGUAAAACUCCAAGUGAGUCGCUUUGUUUAAUUUUUGAGAGAAGUCUCCAAAGUGUUCCAAGUGUUUAAGAAAAAAAUAAAAUAAAAUAGUAGCUGUGAAAUUUGGAUCUGAUUUGUCUGAAAGAAAGUAAUUUUUUAUCAACAAACGAAAAGAAAAAAAAAUGAUGUUGAAUGUAAUUUUUUUGCGAUUCGUGUUGGUUUGAUUCAAAGUUUCCAGUUUAACACAAAGAAUCUAAAAUCUAUU
Molecule: messenger RNA, 3494 nt
Organism: Sphaeramia orbicularis (orbiculate cardinalfish)
Lineage: Eukaryota; Metazoa; Chordata; Actinopteri; Kurtiformes; Apogonidae
Gene: xrn2
Product: 5'-3' exoribonuclease 2
Exons: 31
Coding region: 127-3051 (974 amino acids)
Biological process (GO): nuclear-transcribed mRNA catabolic process
Cellular component (GO): nucleus
Molecular function (GO): 5'-3' RNA exonuclease activity; RNA binding
Source: RefSeq, a predicted model, not a curated record